AAUGCUCAGCCCUACUUUUCACAAAUCUCAAGCCCAAACGUUGCUGGUCCACCGAAUGUUCUCCUACGUCUGCAUCCCAGAAUCUUCGUGAUUCGGGUUACCGUUUUCAAACCGACCCGGAUACAACACACGAAUCCGGAUCUUCAUCUUCGUAACAUCAGUACUCUUGAAGUUGUUGAACCAAUCUUGACACAGAGAGCAUUGUCACUUCCGUUCGGCGAGUUUCAGCAUCGAUUGCACAAUGCGCAACCUAGCACCUCAAUUCUCUAACCAUUUAUUUAGAAGAAGAGUUGCGAUCAAUCAACAAUCUCGUAAUUUUUCAUCUUCUAGUAGCAAAGAAGAACUACUCUUGGAGCAUGAAGUUGAGAGAAAAUUUGGGUGGUUAUUGAAGAGUCUAUUUUUCGGGUCUGCACUUUAUGCGGGAUACCAGUUCUUUCCUUAUAUGGGGGAAAAUUUGAUGCAACAGUCGGUAUCUCUUUUGCGUGUCAAGGAUCCCUUGUUCAAAAGGAUGGGAGCUUCUAGAUUGGCCCGUUUUGCGAAAGAUGAUGGAAGCAGGAUGAAGAUAGUUGAGUUGGGUGGAGAUAAAGAGCUCAUAAAUAUGUUAAGCACGGCUAAAGACGACCGUACACGGAAAGCAGCAUUGAACGCUCUGGCUCAGCUGUCACACUCAGAUGAAGUUCUUGCAUCCUUGCAUCGUGCUGGGGCCAUUUCAGUUAUUAGGUCUGCUCCGAGUUCACUUGAGGAUGCAGAUGUUGAGAAAUUCAAGUUGAGCUUGAUGAAAAGGUUCCAAGAUCUUAAGUAUGAUGUGUCUUCAUAAAUUUUAAUAGAGGUUCUAUUUUUCCCCCCUCAUAAGCCGUGAAGGCAUUUUUAAGGUACACUGGAAAUUGGUAUGUAUCUUUUGUCCAAAAUUUAAUAGAAUAUUAGAAAUCGAUUACCGGAAA
Molecule: messenger RNA, 941 nt
Organism: Trifolium pratense (red clover)
Lineage: Eukaryota; Viridiplantae; Streptophyta; Magnoliopsida; Fabales; Fabaceae
Exons: 6
Coding region: 242-817 (191 amino acids)
Source: RefSeq, a predicted model, not a curated record